Messenger RNA from Ahaetulla prasina, 2965 nucleotides. Its product is annotated as proton-coupled zinc antiporter SLC30A1-like. The coding region runs from base 1030 to 2283 and encodes 417 amino acids. Gene Ontology annotation, cellular component: membrane; Golgi apparatus; endoplasmic reticulum. Gene Ontology annotation, biological process: zinc ion transmembrane transport; intracellular zinc ion homeostasis; detoxification of zinc ion. The record is from RefSeq and is a predicted model, not a curated record. The transcript has 2 exons. Lineage: Eukaryota; Metazoa; Chordata; Lepidosauria; Squamata; Colubridae. Gene Ontology annotation, molecular function: zinc ion transmembrane transporter activity; calcium channel inhibitor activity.
GGAUGGAUGGAUGGAUGGAUGGAUGGAUGGAUGGAUGGAUGUAGGGAGAGAUAGAUAGAUAGAUAGAUAGAUAGAUAGAUAGAUAGAUAGAUAGAUAGAUAGAUAGAUAGAUAGAUAGAUAGAUAGUGGAUGGAUGGAUGGGAGAGAGAGAUAGGUAGAUAUAGACAGACAGAUAUUUUAUUGAAAUGUAUGUGUUUGUACGUAUAAUGCGUUUUGUUAUGUAGAAGAUAUCCAGUAUCUAAGGAGCUGCCAUAGAGCAGUGGGGUCCACCUAUUUACCAGAAGACAAGAAGCGAUGGGUGGAAGCUAAGCAAGGAGAGAAGCGAAACCAGAACGAAGGAGAAACUUUCCUGACAGUGAGAACUAUUCACCAGUGGAACAACUUGCCUCCAGAAGUUGCGGUUGCUCCCAUCACUGGAGGUUUUUAAGAAGAGACUGGACGACCGUUUAUGUGGAAUGGCAUAGUUGUCUCCUGCUUGAGCAGGGAGGGGGGAGGGGUUGGACUGGAUGACCUCCAAGGUCCCUUCCAACUCUGUUUCUCUGUUGAUAACGCUGUGUAUCGGGCGACGGCCCGAAAUGUAUCCCAAAUAAUUGGAUUCCGUAAUCAACGAGCAACUCCCCCAUCCCGUUCCUUUCCUAGCAAGACUCCCAGGCAUACUUAUAAGCUUGGCUGUCUUUCUGCAGCUGGUGGACAGCCGGGCACGGGUCCAAGAAAAAGAGGGGGAAAUCAAAAAGAAUGGCCUCUUUGGAAGGCCCGGCCAAGGCUGCGUGCCAUGACUCGCGGCUCCUGCCAAACUCCCCCCCGGCAGCUGCCGAUGAAAUCCUCCUGGGAAAUCAGAAGCCGGGGAGACCCACAGCAACCGCCAAGAGGCCCACAGGCGUUGAUUAAGAAGCGGGCAGGCAAGGCCAAGCCAAGACCCAGGAGGAACGCGAUGGGUGGGCCUCAAGGCUGAGACCCUGGCAUUGCUGGAGAGACAGAGCUCGGGGGGGGGGUUAAGAAAUUGGCCCGGCUGAAGAUUGCAAGCGGCAGAUGGCACCCCACUCGAGAAAGACAUCGGGGACGUCCCUCGCCUUCCUGCCUUCUUGGCUGGUAGGCAGCCCCGAUUUCCCGAUGGGUCAGCUCUACUUGUUGGUCGCCCUCUUCCUGGCGGAGAUGGUGGGUAGCCGGGUGACGGCCUCGCUGCUUCUGCAGACCUGUGCUUUCCACACCUUGGAAGGCGCGCUGGCCUUGGCGGUCCGGGUGAUGGAAGCCCGGCUCGGCGCGGAAGGCACAUACGCCAGCUGGAAGAACACCUUCGGGUGGUCGCGAGCCCCCGUCACCGGGACCCUGGUCAGCGCCGUGUUGCUCAGCGCAUUGUGCGUGGCCCUGUUGGCCGAGGGCCUUCGGAGAUUGGCAGAGCCCCGGCUUACCCAGCACCCGCUGGCGCUGAUGGGCAUCGGGGCGCUGGCCAUCCCCAUCCAUCUGGCUACGGAAGGUUUGCCCUGGAAAGCGCCUGCUAAGAUGGACGUCGGACCCUGCUGUAGCAGACACCGGUUGGUGCCCAUGGCGAAGCAGGAAACGGAAGAUCUUCUGGGCCACGCUUCGUCAACCAACAGCCAACCUUGGUUGGUGAAAGAGAAGGAGGGAAAUACUGCGUCGGCCGCAGGACCGUGGCGGACUCUUUAUCUCGGAUGGAUGGUGGCUUGUUUUGGACCCGUGGUGGUUUUCCUGCAUUCUCUCACGAUCCACUUCUGGUGGACUCCAUGCUUGGGACACGACGCGACGUGUCUCGCUCCCUGCCCAAAGAACCCAUGUCAAUCCUGGGGAACGUCUGACGUCCUGCCACCGCUGUCCGUGGACUGUUGGCUGCUCUACUUGGAUCCCGGGCUGGCUAUGGUGGUGGCCGUGGCCUUCCUGGGCUUGAUCUGGCCCACUUUGCGGGCCUCAGCCCUGGUCCUCCUCCAAGCCACGCCGGAAGAUUUGGAUCUGUGGCUCCUGGAGAGACACCUCCACGCCACGGAAGGGGUGGCCGCUGUGCGGGAGCUCCGCGUCUGGCAGCUGGACGGCUGCAGCCGUUUGGUGGCCACGGCCCACGUGGUCUGUCUCGACGUGGCCGCUUUUGAGCCGGUGAUUCAGAGGGUCAAGCAAGUGUUCUGCGAACACGGCGUCCACGACGUCACGGUGGAACCGAACUUGGGGAUGGGCUCAAAUAAGAAACAGCGGGAAGAGUCCAGCCUGGGACCCCCGAAGAGGCAGCUAUGUCCAGAUCCAGUAGAGAUGUUGGAGUUUGAGACCUGUGUAUGAAAGAGAGGAGGGGAGAAGAGGAAAGAGAAGAGAGGAGAAGAGAAGAGAAGAGAAGAGUACUGUGUACAAUUGUCUACAGUAGUUAAGAAGUCGAAUGAAUGAAUGAAUGAAUGAAUGAAUGAAUGAAUGAAUGAAUGAAUGAAUGAAUGAAUGAAUGAAUGAAUGAACGAAUGAAUGAAGUCACCAAGCUGGCAUUUAUGCUCUCAUCUAGUCAAAGUGAGGACCACAAGCUGUAAAUCUCUGGGCCCCCCGAACCUGUCCCGGUGGACUCGUCUUCUCCAUAGUUUCCUGCCCUGUGGGUAACCGUGUUUUAACCGGGUUUAGUUCUGUAAGUUUUAGCAGUGUGUGGGGAAGAGAUGGGGCUCACGGAAGAGUCAGAUAAGAGGCAGCCGAGCCCUCAGCUGCAUAAUGGGUGGGAGGAAAAGGCCCAGAAGGGACCUUCCCUAAUUUCUUGGCAAGAGACUUGUACUUUCAGACUCACACAAUUGUGUUAACCGAGAUUCACAAUAAAGUAGAUUUCGCUCAUCUGGUCAUGAAUCUUGUCUGGUCUUACCUGGUUGGGCUGGCCUAAUUCUCUCACUCUCCCUUCCUUCCUUCCUUCCUUCCUUCCUUCCUUCCUUCCUUCCUUCCUUCCUUCCUUCCUUCCUUCCUUCCUUCUCUUCCUCUCAUCUUCCUUCCUUCC